UCUAGAUAUUCUCCUGGGCAGCAACUCAAUGAUUUCCUUCAAAGAGGACAAUCGGCCUCUCCUUUCUCUUCGGCUCUCAGUAUGGUCGACGAAGAGCGACCCACGACACCGCGAAAGCCUCGGAAUCGCCAGUCGCGGGGGAAGGGGCUGCGAAAAACCACAGGAUGCAUCACGUGUCGUAGAAGACAUGUCAAAUGCGGAGAAGAACAACCUUACUGUCAUCGCUGUCUGAAGGCAAAUCAGACUUGUAUCUAUUGUGAUCCCCACAAACCUCAUGUGUCGGCUCGUCAGGAAUCCAGGCUGGCAACCACUCCAACGGCCGAGCUACCACGACUUCCAUCUAUCCCGCAAUGGCAUAACUCACCAGAACAUAUCGUUCGCUAUCCACCGCCACCACCAGUAACAUCAGAUAAUACAUCGGUUACUUCUAUUCCUGGACCUCCUUAUAUACCAACACCACGCAAUCGACAGAACUUCUCAGGAACCAGUCAAUCGAAUGAGUACUCACUAAACGGUCCGACCAACAUGACUCCAGAGGCUACCAAUCAACAAGUAAUGUCACCGGAAAUGUCAACUUAUGCAGCGACUGCAUUUUCUCUUGGGAGUAAUGACAGCCUUGUGCCCCGCUCUGCUUCCUCUCAGCCCACUUUUAACGUUGCAAUCACAAGAUGGUUCGAUAUGCUUGUUGGAGAUUCCGCUUUUGAGAGUGCUGUACCUGACAUCGACGGCAUUGUUGAGGGGCGCAGCAGCGUUGAUACACCUCGGGAACCGGAGAGAGCUACUAUUCCCUUCAUCGCUUCACUCCGCGGAACACCUGAAGGAAGUGGAGCGGCUGCUGCGUCACCCAUAUCCACAAGCCCUCAACUAUUAGAACGCAGUGCUCCGGGCUUCGACUCCAAUGCGCUUGCUGAGAAGCUUCGUUGGCAAUCCAGCAUUAUAGAGCUGCUUCCAUAUGAGCACUUUAUUUUCAGCAAUUUCGUCCAGCGCAUCAGCCCGAUGAUGGAUCUGUUCGACCCCACGCAGAAUUUCUCCGCUUUCGUACCCCACCUAGCAAUGCGCAAUGCUGGGCUUAUGAAAGCUAUUCUUGCUCUUUCGGCGAGACACAUCUCUCUCGUUCCGUCCGUAGCAGCAGAGCAGAGCCAUGACCGAAACGAUGCAUUGCAAUACUACAAUGAGACUCUACACUAUCUUUCCAAGGCUAUGCAAUAUGACACCUUCAAGACCAGCCUCGAGUUGUUAGCAACAGUACUGAUUAUCUCGACCCAUGAAAUGCUCGAUGGUUCCGGGAAAGACUGGGAGCGCCAUUUACAGGGAGUUUUCUGGAUUCAAAGAUCUCAGGUUAUCCAUGGUGAUUCGAAAGGCUUGAGAGCGGCUGUCUGGUGGGCCUGGCUCUGUCAAGAUGUUUGGGCUGCUUUCAGGGAAAAGCGGAAAACAUUCACUUUCUGGAAACCGACUCGAAAUUUUACCGAAAUGAGCCCGCAUGAAAUGGCAGCUCGAUCAGUAUACAUCAUUGCAAAAGUGGUCAACUAUUGCUCUAAAGAGGAAACCGAGGCUGGCGAUAUUGCAGCUCGAAUCGAGAGGGCAAAUCAGCUGCAAGCAAUGCUAGAAGAAUGGGAGCGGUAUCUAACUGUUGAGUUUACUCCUUUACCUUACCGAGGCGACGUAUCUUCAACGGCCUUCCAACCUAUCUGGAUUCACCCUCCAGCCUUUGCUGUGGCCGUGCAGCUUCAUUAUUCUGCACGUCUGCUGCUCUUGCUCAAUAAGCCAUCUAGAGGUGGCUUUGGUGGAUAUUUAGAACAGAGCCGGAUGAUUUCUAAAUAUGUCAACAACAUCUGUGGCAUUGCGCUCACAUUGACAGAUCACGCUUCGAGCGUGAUGAGUUCUCAAUGCUUAUACAUAGCGGGGAUGUGCGUCCAGGACACUCGACAACGAGAAACUGUUCUCAGCAUGCUAGAAUCUUGUCGACAGCGAACUGGAUGGCCAUUGCGAUCUUUGGGCGAGGAGCUGCAAGCCUUUUGGGAGUCUUCUGAAGGCUUUCCAAACGGCUGAGUAUCGGAUUUAGCGUCGUUCAUUUGGAAGACGUUUUAGUCUGAAGCAAUCACCGUCAAACCUAC
Messenger RNA from Mollisia scopiformis, 2114 nucleotides. RefSeq lists its product as uncharacterized. The transcript is spliced from 5 exons. Gene Ontology annotation, molecular function: zinc ion binding; transcription cis-regulatory region binding; DNA-binding transcription factor activity, RNA polymerase II-specific. Gene Ontology annotation, biological process: positive regulation of transcription by RNA polymerase II. The record is from RefSeq and is a predicted model, not a curated record. Bases 82 to 2049 code for a protein of 655 amino acids. Lineage: Eukaryota; Fungi; Ascomycota; Leotiomycetes; Helotiales; Mollisiaceae. Gene Ontology annotation, cellular component: nucleus.